This is a messenger RNA of Aspergillus japonicus CBS 114.51, 639 nucleotides long. RefSeq lists its product as uncharacterized. The transcript has a single exon. The record is from RefSeq and is a predicted model, not a curated record. The coding region runs from base 33 to 404 and encodes 123 amino acids. Lineage: Eukaryota; Fungi; Ascomycota; Eurotiomycetes; Eurotiales; Aspergillaceae.
ACACCAUCUGCCUCACUUUCACCCUCCUCCCAAUGUCUCCGCAAUCCAGACAUCGUCUAUCAAUGCAUAGCCAACCUCAUCAGAGGAAGCCUAAAGUCACUAUGUGCACGGUUGCCAAAUGCACCAAGCAAGCACCGUCAUCAAAGCCAAUACUGGGAUGCGCCAGAUGUCAUGCCCAGGCUCUCGCCCUCCUCCCCGCACACCACCCGCAAUCCAGAUCCCCCUCCAUCAAUCAUCUCAGCAAUCAUGAGAGGACCUUUACCUUCCCCUCAGACACUAAUGCACCUCAUCUGCGGCUUGGUCCACCCCAAUUGCAGCUUUACCCUUUCCAACACGGCCAACCCCGCCAGCCACCAGGAACCAAUCCACCACGGAGAAAUCAGGACGCAACCCGAAUAGCUUGACUCGGGUGGCUGCGAGGCGCACAUCACACCUGAUAAAAUCGCCUAUAGCCUAAAUGGUGUACACAGCUUUCAUAAUGUUUACCACCCCCUCCUCUGAACAUGCCACAAAUCCGCCAGCAAACCUGGUGUGGGUUCCACCUACCUGGUCAUCGUGUCGCUCUUUCCCCCAUCUACAUACAGGGUUCUUUCCUUGACCCCCUUGAGGACCCCCGCUUCAUCAAAUUUCCAGCAAUAU